This is a messenger RNA of Drosophila takahashii, 2785 nucleotides long. RefSeq names its product labial (gene lab). Lineage: Eukaryota; Metazoa; Arthropoda; Insecta; Diptera; Drosophilidae. Gene Ontology annotation, biological process: regulation of transcription by RNA polymerase II. Gene Ontology annotation, molecular function: DNA-binding transcription factor activity, RNA polymerase II-specific; RNA polymerase II cis-regulatory region sequence-specific DNA binding. Gene Ontology annotation, cellular component: nucleus. The record is from RefSeq and is a predicted model, not a curated record.
GCGCGCAGGCAGCACGUCGUCGUCGUCAUCGGGAGUCGUGUUUGCAGUUCGAUAAAGAUAAAACCCCAAAAACCCAACCGAAAGCACUCGACCGUCGCGUAAUAUUCUUGAGAACCAAACAUUCAAAACCUAGAUUUCAAGAACUGUGCGUCAAAGUGAAGUGAACUAAGAGAUAUACCGGCUAUAUCAAAGUUACGGAAAGUGCGGUUCCGGCUGGACAAUAUGAUGGACGUAAGCAGCAUGUACGGCAACCACCCGCACCACCAUCACCCACAUGCCAAUGCCUACGACGGCUACAGCACCACCACCGGGGCGACGGCCAAUGCCAGCAGCUACUUUGCCCCGCAGCAACACCAGCACCACCUGCAGCAGCAGCAGCAACAUCAGCAGUUGCAGCAGCAACACCAGCAGCACCUCACCUACAACGGCUACGAGAGCAGCUCCCCCGGCAACUACUAUCCGCAGCAGCAGGCCCAGCUGACACCACCUCCCACGGGCAACCACCAGGUGGUGCAGCAGCAACAGCAACAGCAACAGCAGCAGCAACAGCUCUAUCCGCACUCGCAUCUCUUCAGCCCAAGUGCGGCGGAGUAUGGCAUCACCACUAGCACGGCCACGGGAAAUCCGGGCACUCCCCUCCACCCCAGCAGCCACUCGCCGGCGGAUUCCUACUACGAAAGCGACUCCGUGCACUCGUACUACGCCACCGCCGCCGUGGCCACAGUUGCACCACCCAGCAACAGUUCCCCUGUGACCGCAGCCAAUGCCAGUGCCACCAGCAACACGCAACAGCAGCAGCAGCAACAGGCGGCGAUCAUCAGCUCGGAGAACGGAAUGAUGUACACCAACCUGGACUGCAUGUAUCCGACGGCCCAGGCCCAGGCUCCGGUCCACGGAUAUGCCGGGCAGAUCGAGGAGAAGUACGCCGCCGUGCUGCAUGCCAGCUAUGCACCCGGAUUGGUGCUGGAGGAGCAGCACGACCCCAUGUUGCAGCAGGCCACGCAGUCGCAGAUGUGGCACCACCAGCAACACCUGGCCGGGGGCUAUGCCCUGGACGCCAUGGACUCGCUGGGGAUGCACGCGCACAUGCACCACGGCCUGGCCCACGGACACCUGGCCAACUUGGCCAGCAACUCGCACCAGCAACACCCUCAACUGCAGCAGCAACAGCAGCAGCAGGCACACCAGCAACAGCAACACCCGCAGAACCAAUCGCCAGCGGCGCAGCAGCAGCAGCAACAUCAGAGCUCCGUGUCGCCCAAUGGCGGGAUGAGCCGCCAGCAACGCGGAGGAGUGAUCUCCCCGGGCAGCUCCACUUCCUCCUCCACCGCCUCCGCCUCGAAUGGCGCACAUCCUGCGAGCACACAAUCAAAAUCGCCCAAUCAUUCCAGCAGCAUCCCCACCUACAAGUGGAUGCAGCUCAAGAGGAAUGUUCCCAAGCCGCAAGCACCGAAACUACCUGCCAGCGGGAUUGCCAGCAUACACGACUACCAGAUGAAUGGACAGCUGGACAUGUGCCGGGGAGGAGGAGGCGGGGGCAGCGGCGUCGUGAGCGGUCCUGUGGGCGUUGGGGGCAACGGAUCCUCUGGGAUCGGGGGCGUCCUGGCCGUGCAGAACUCCCUGUUGAUGGCCAACAAUGCGACGGCGGGUAGUGUCCAUCCCAACGGAAUGGGUGUGGGCGUAGGUCUGGGCAACGGAUCCGGAUCCGGACUGAGCAGCUGCAGCCUCUCCAGCAACACCAACAACUCCGGCCGGACGAACUUCACCAACAAGCAGCUGACCGAGCUGGAAAAGGAGUUUCACUUCAAUCGCUACUUGACGAGGGCGCGACGCAUCGAAAUCGCCAAUACGCUUCAGCUAAACGAAACUCAGGUCAAGAUCUGGUUCCAGAACCGCCGCAUGAAGCAGAAGAAGCGGGUGAAGGAGGGUCUCAUUCCGGCGGACAUUCUGACGCAGCAUUCCACGCCCGUGAUCAGCGAGAAGCCACCGCAGCAGCAACAACAGCCGCCGGAGCUGCAGAUGAAGCCGCAGGGCAGCGAUCUGGGCGGAAAUGACCUGACCACAGGAGCAACUUCGGCAACUUCAACCACUUUAACACUAACAGCUCCUGCGACCAAACAAAGUUGAACGGCUUUCUUCGCUGUUAGUUGUUAUUGUUAUGCUAUUGUUGUUGUUGCCGCCAAAAUAUUGACGCAUUUUGUUGUGAUAAAUUAAUAGAAAAUGCACAGAAGAUCAUAAAGAAAUAAACUAAAUAAGGGAAUACAAUAAUUAAAUAAAUAUUAUGUCACACACGUAGCAAAUUGAGAGUGUAAAUCCAAACAAAAUCUGUAAUCAAACGCUAGGAACUUGUGGAAUCGAGGUGCCAUAUUCAUCUAGGGGCUGUAAAUACUUAAACUAACAUUUCGCAUUGCCGCAGCUAAAGUUUAUUGGACUAGCAUAAACUAAACUCAGGGUUAUUUAAAAAAUCAAACUUACUUAAAUGCACGCAGAGCAAUUGACAAAAUACGAAUACAAACUGAAUCAAAAGGAAAAUCCAAAACUAAAAUAUUAAAAACUUUACAAGAACUAUACCAAGUAGAACCCCUAGCGUAAACCCCUCCACACCACCACCAUCACCACUCGUCUGUAGUAUUAUUAGCUAAGUUUUAGGAUGCCCCCGAGUUAUUCGUUUUGUGCUAGAAAGUAAUCGGUAAAACAAUCUUGAUGUACGUCUGUAUAUUUAAUCUAGUCCUAAUUGUAAUAUAAUUAUAACUGUACAACACAUGUAUGAAUAAACAAUAAACGA